Molecule: messenger RNA, 1188 nt
Organism: Mya arenaria
Lineage: Eukaryota; Metazoa; Mollusca; Bivalvia; Myida; Myidae
Exons: 3
Coding region: 169-582 (137 amino acids)
Source: RefSeq, a predicted model, not a curated record
CCUCUGUAACGUAGAGAACCCCAGUUCGUUAUUGUGUGGGAAAACUUGACGCACAUCAUUAAAAGAUUCUGUAGUUUGGGGGAACUAUAUAAACGGGCUUCACAGAGCCUUCCACAGUGCGAGCGAAAACUGGUUUUGAGGGCGUUGGUUGGUGUGCGAAUAAUUGCUAUGUGUAAACAACAAAUGUCUGCCGUCCUCACAUGGAUGUGGCUGGCAACCUUUGUUUUCGGAAGACCUGUUGGCGAAAAAAAGGUAGUUGAGAGCCUAGACUGUCUGACGGUUGGAGGAGGUGUUCGACUGUGUGUUGAUGCCGAGACAGACGUCGCAGAAAACCUCGACAUUCCUGUAUCAAAAAAGUCGCACAAAUACUCUCUGCCAUCUACGCCAUAUUCGUCCACGCCUUACAAAAAGUUGUCCACGGAAUAUAAUGGACUGUUUGUACCCUUCUACAUGCAUAGGCGCGGGUUGGACAUGACAGGCAUUCCCAGUGGCUCAUUUGGGAGGAAGUUUAUUGAUGACACUGUUGUAAAGAGGAAGUUUGACUCAAUAGCUCACACGACAGGGAUGGGCGGGUUCAAAUGACAGAGACACGAAAAAGUGCAGUACACGAAAGAACACUGUUACCUUCAUUCCUUGGGGUACAUGUUCAGAGUUUAUAGAAUGAAUUGCGUUGUACUUAUAACAGAGCCAUUUUGAUGUUUGGCAACUAUACUUUCACGAUAUAUGGACGUAAAGGGACUCCUUUUUAAAAUAUAAGGCGUUUUGAUGCGUUUUUGUUGGUAAUAAACUAGUUAAUAAUUGUAUAUUUGUUUCACGAAUUGUGUAUUUUUGCGACAACUUAAAAGAAAUGAAGACCAGCUUAAUCGUUUGUUGAACGAAACCCAAAACUGUUUCUUAAAAUUAUCGAAACCUUUUUUACGACCACUUGCGGUAUGACUGUUUUUAGGAGUUUAUCAAUUAUGGCUACAUGCAUGAGCUUCUUCAUGCUGUUGAAGUUGUACACAAAACCAUGCGUUAUUGCUUCGAGCAAAACUUUCGAAACAGGUUUCUAAACCGCCGAAACCAAAACUCAAACCAGUUUGGUAUCAACAAAAAACGCCCUUUGUUAGUAAUGAACUAGUUUUGGUUUUAUAUUGGUUUGCCGAAAUGAUUAUUUGUUUCGACAGUUUCAAAUAAAAUGAAAAUGAG